This is a messenger RNA of Falco peregrinus (peregrine falcon), 4231 nucleotides long. RefSeq names its product family with sequence similarity 107 member A (gene FAM107A). The record is from RefSeq and is a predicted model, not a curated record. Lineage: Eukaryota; Metazoa; Chordata; Aves; Falconiformes; Falconidae. Gene Ontology annotation, biological process: regulation of actin cytoskeleton organization; actin filament polymerization; actin filament bundle assembly. Bases 545 to 1048 code for a protein of 167 amino acids. The transcript is spliced from 4 exons. Gene Ontology annotation, cellular component: neuron projection; synapse; stress fiber.
GUUGCAGUGGUUGCUAAAGAGAGUGGGCGUGCGGCUUCCUCUGGGGCGAUCUGAUUUCUCUGGGAGCGUGGUUAAGGCACACUUAAGAGAAAUCGUCCUCGGUGGAGCAGGGAUGCGACCUCUCUGCCAGCAGCAGCAGCUGUGCUGAGCAGGCUGCUCAGGUGCCUGGGCAUGCAUGGAGCUGUUUGCUUUGGGGGGAAAAAACUAUUAGCUUGUUCAUCCAUCCUGGGAAAACAUCAUCCGGCAAUGAAGAGCAAAGGGAGCAAGUUUUCAGGGUGGCAGAGAGACCUUUGGGACCAGCACUGAGGAGCAGCGAAGGCCACCGGCUGCUGCCGGCUGAGCUGCAGCCCCCAGUGGGGUCCCUGUGGGGUGGUGAGAGCAGCGGGGAGGGAGCCGGUGCAGCAGCCACCUCCACGUGACCCUCCAUCCCUGCUCCCACCGAAGAGACCUGGCAGGAGCCAGGCAGCUUCGUCGGACCCGGCCAAAAGUCACACAGGCGCGAGCACAGCCGGGCAGAAGCAGCAACUUCAGCCCCUGCAGCCCCAUGUCGUGGGACACGGGGCAACACCUGCCCCCUGGGCUCCCCAGGGCCACGCUGAGGAAAUCAGCAUCGAUGUACACUGAAAUACAGAGGGAGCGACCAGAUGGUGGGAAUAUCCUGACUCACCCAGACUACAUAGAUGGAAACCCAGACCUCAUCAAACCCAAAAAGCUCCUAAAUCCUGUAAAAGCCUCAAAGAGCCACCAAGAGCUGCACAGAGAGCUGCUGAUGAACCACAAAAGAGGUUUGGGCAUGGAGAGCAAGCCAGAGCUGCAGCGGGUGCUCGAGCACCGACGGCGAAACCAGCUCAUCAGGCAGAAGAAGGAAGAGGAAGAGGCAAAGAAAUUGCAGUCUCCUUUUGAAAAAGAGCUAUUAAAGAGGCACCAGAGGCUGGAUCAGCUGGAGAAAGAGCAGGAGAAGCAGGAAGACCAUGCACCAGAAUUCAUUAAGGUCAAGGAAAACCUGAGAAGAACAUCAACGGUGACUGGGGAUGAGAAAGCAGCGUAGCUUCUGCCAAAACUCAACAGGGAUCCUACCAAGGCCGGCGCUAACACACACACGCUGACAUCUCUGUACAUGGUGGACAUUCACACCUGCACCGUUGGGGCUGCUUAUGGUUAUUAACACUUGCUCCAGUAAAGGCACAAAAAAGGUUUCCCCAGCCCAGUAAGGUACCACUGUGGAAAAGGUGCAGUAUUCACCGAAGAAGUACUCACACGGGGAGAUGCAGAGCGAAAUUAUGUUCUUUUUUCCCCCCAGAUCGUGGGUACAUGCUAACCUCCAGCUAACUCUUGGUUAACCCUAGAAACACAGCGACUGUUUAAGCCAGGGAAGUCUGUGGAGGGAUGGUUUGGGGGACCCCUGCUUCUUCCUGGAGGCAGGCUCACCAGGCACUGGGUGACAGGAGGGCGGCUGCAGCUCUGGAGAAGUUCCUGGAAACCUGGCCUGGUAACUAAAAGGGACAAUCUGUGUAUUACUGAGAACAGCCCAGGCGACCAUAAUGGCUUUCCCAAGGGUCACUGGUAUUGCCCCAGUGUGCGAGUCAAGCCUGGCUGAGGCUGUGUGUACCAGCAGCACACCCGUACUAUUAGAAAAAUCAGCCUCUGUGUGCCCGUACCAAUGCAGCAGAGGCAGGUGCAACUGUUAUUCACAAGCAUCUUUAAACUGCUUUUCAAACCUGUUUGAAAACAGCUCUUUAGGCAGUUCCAUGCUCAGGCAGAAAAUCCAUCGGACCACACCAUCAACACCCCAAGCGGGAGGCAAACGCUCUGUGCAGAAAGCAAAGGCUGGGUGUUUUCGGCAUGGCUGUGUGUGGAAGCGCGCAGUGACCAGGCAGCAGGUCCCUGCAGAUGCAGCAGACAGGCAAACUGCUUCUUGCCCCUGGACGACUGAGCUUCAGCCCCUUACCCAGCAGCCAGACAUGUGACUGAGAAGUGUCAAUGUGGUAAUGUCAUACUGGUGUCCUGGUAGCCACCCUGCACACAGCUGGCAUCUGUAGGCACCAGGGGCUACAGGGCAUGUAUGUGGUGAUGCAAAACCCUUUGUCAGUGCUUUUCAUCCCCUUUUCCAGAGGUCAGAGCUCCCUCAUUGCAGCCACCACCUUGAAAAAGUAAAAAUCUUCUUGCUGCUGGUAUAGCAAAGCUGAGAUAGAUCGUGUGUUUGCGCCACACAUGGACAGAGCCUGCCACACGUACGGAGCACCCAUGCCCUGAGGUGUCCACAUCUAGAGCUGAAAUUGCACCUCCAGGAAUAUCUCAGCUUCUUGCUUCCCACAUCAGCCCUGACACAAAGCCUAAACAGCACAACUCACCAACUGCCUUGGACACCGGCUCUCGAAUGGCAAGCCUCAAUGGACCCAGUCAGCUGGGAAGGUAAUACCUGGAUAAACAAUACCUACUAUCCACAUCUGCAGUGGAUCCAUAUGUAAAUUAAGGGAAACUAAGCAUUUAUCACAUAUUUAUUAAAAAGUUACUAAUCCAUUCCCUAGUCUCCCUGGUCUAGUGGGGUGUUUAAUUUUGAGGGCUGUUGUUCGACCUGGCAGCCUGAGUAAAACAUCUGAGCCACACCACAUCACGAGCAGUGACAGGUACGAGGCUUCUGCGACAGACUGGACAUAAAAGCCCUUCACUCCAUUUCAGUCCUGGAGAGCCCCACCCCACAGCACUGUCUCUGCCGUGAAUUUUAAACCCCUUGCUCAUCACGCUCAUUUUAAAGUUUUUAUUUCAGAAAUCCAGUGCAUAUGGUCACUAAGGGUCAAACAAGAUCUAAAUGGAUUUAUUACACCCCUCCCAACUGAGAAGCUUUUCAUAUAAGUUAUGAUUAAAACCAUGAGGAAGAAGCAGCACUGACCAUUUUUUCAGGGGGAAAAAACAGCCAAAUUUCUCCAAGAAAAAAAAGGUGUUACUAAGGAUGUUUGUACACAGCUGUAAAGAAUGCUGUAUGAUACUCCAUAGGUAACAUCAGUUUAAACAACAAGCCAGAAUUACUGUGCUGGGGGUUUUGUGAGGGGUUCUGGCACAGAUUAAGUAACCUUGAUCAAAGAGCUCAAAAAAAAUUCAGCAAAUUAAUUUGUAAUUUUGCCACAGAUGGACAUGUACUCCAGGAGAGGCAAUCUGUCACUCCAUAUGCACCAGUGUUAUCAGCUCACCCGGGCUGGGACAGGGGCAUUUAUACAAGUCCUUGGGUUGAAGCCAUCCGGUAAGGUCUGGGUAAGCUGAGUGCUCAGAUCAGCACUGAAAAACUUGCAAAUAUUUUGCUGCGGUCUUCCUGAGUACGCAAAUAUUAUCAGAGUGAAAAAAAAUGAGUGUUUCCCUUAGAUGCAGUGCCCACCCAGCACAGUGGGGCUGCACACCAGUGCAGUCCAUGACAGCUAAGGGGCAUCUGGCUCAUUCUCAGCAGGUGUCCAGAAGGGAAAGGGAGGGCCAGGUCACACUGUCCUAACUCAGGCUGAUCUAACAGUCACAGGAAGUCCUUCCAGCGGUGGAGAGACAGCAGAAAGCCCUGACCUGGCAGCUCACCAGGACCCUGCGGGCUGAGAGCCGGCACCCAGCUGCACACCCACACCAAACCCCAAGCAGCCGGUGCUGGCAGCUCCCGCGGGGCCGGGACAGGCUGGAGCAUCCACAUGGCACACAGUGGGACACACGGUGCUUCAUCCACGGCAAGAGCUGCAGGCUCCAGCCCUCCAUGAUGGCACAUGGGAAAUGAUACUUUUACUGUUCAAUGCUGGCUUAAAAAUCACAGCAUCUUCCAACACAGCUCCUCACACCCCUGCGAAGUGGUAAUGCCUCCCUGGCUGGGCUCAGACCCAGAGCCUGGGCAACCUUCACCAAUGCUCUUGUGCUUCAUGGUGUGGCAGCAAUGGAGGUGGCACCCGAAAAAGUAUCAGUGUAGGCAUCAACAGGAAGAUUUGGGGGUAUCUUUGUGUCUCUUUUUCUUUUAAACCAAUUCUUCCCUAUGCCCUUAAAACGCAUUCCUGAAUAAACGUGGUGUAUCCAGAAGACACAGAUUAUCAGAGUAUUGACGGGGACAAUUUUUUGCACUGUGUAUGUUGCCUAUGUGGUAUACAGUCUAUAUUCUGUGUUGGUGUUUAUACAUUUAUAUAAAAAUAUAUGUCAUGCAACUCUACUUAAUUAACUCAUACCUUUUAAUGUGGACAUUUCUGAAGAAAUAAACUAAACUAUGAUUGUA